Molecule: messenger RNA, 1002 nt
Organism: Cimex lectularius (bed bug)
Lineage: Eukaryota; Metazoa; Arthropoda; Insecta; Hemiptera; Cimicidae
Gene: Ipk2
Product: inositol polyphosphate multikinase
Exons: 5
Coding region: 129-971 (280 amino acids)
Biological process (GO): inositol phosphate biosynthetic process
Cellular component (GO): nucleus; cytoplasm
Molecular function (GO): inositol tetrakisphosphate kinase activity; inositol-1,4,5-trisphosphate 3-kinase activity
Source: RefSeq, a predicted model, not a curated record
ACAUGUCAUGCCAUGCAACAAGAAUGGAACCUGUUUGAACUUGUUGACAACUUAGGCAGUGGGCUCGGUGUAAGUUGUUUUGGUUUUCAGCCAUGGGGACAAAAUGAACCAAAAGGAUUAAAUGGAUUAUGGAUAGAAAUGCCCAAAAAUCCUUGCCUAAAGGAUUGUUCCCUUAUGAAAAUCAAGUCGCCGGUCAUAAUGCCAAUCCGAUAGGAGUUUUGAAAUCAGAGGACGGUUCCAUAUUAAAACCGCUUCUCAAAGAACCGCAAAGCUCUUGCGAGGUGAAGUUUUACGAAAAAAUCAAUAGCGAUACUGGAAUCUUGGGAGAUCUGAGGAAGUUCACUCCUUGUUUCAAAGGGACAAUGAAUCUGACCAUCAAUGAUAAAGACAUUAAGUUCUUAAAGCUGGAAGAUAUGACUAACGGUGCUGUAAAACCUUGUGUCAUGGAUGUCAAGAUUGGAUCACGGACUUGGGCCCCAGACGCGUCUGAAACCAAACGUCAAACCGAAGAUAGGAAGUACAUGAGUACAAAGCAAGCAUAUGGCUUCUGCAUUCCUGGCUACAAAGUAUAUAAUCUGUCAAAAAACAAUAUAUCCAUAUUUAGCAAGGAGCUUGGGAAAAAUUUAACUCCGGAAGAAGUUCCAACAGUAUUUAAAGAUUUCCUGAAUCACAGUUCCGGCCACAUGGGAUUUCUGAUAGACAGGUACCUGCCCGUAAUGAUGGAAAUGUUGGAAUGGUGGAGAUUGCAGAAGGUCGUCCAUCUGUAUUCUAGCUCUUUGUUAUUUUUCUACGACGCUCACCGGUUGGAGGCCAUGAAUAAAGAGAGCACGCAAGAUUGCAACGCAUGGAUUAAAAUAAGAAUGAUAGAUUUUGCACAUGCUGUACCUGCAGAGAGCAUAGAUUCUAAUUAUACAGAUGGCCUUUCAAGGCUCAUAGAAUUGUUAAAGAAAUUAAGACUGGAAUAUAAAUAAUUUAUUUUUGUUAUUUUGCUUAAACCCAAAA